Lichtheimia ornata is the source of this 3708-nucleotide messenger RNA. RefSeq lists its product as uncharacterized. Lineage: Eukaryota; Fungi; Mucoromycota; Mucoromycetes; Mucorales; Lichtheimiaceae. The transcript is spliced from 9 exons. Gene Ontology annotation, biological process: mRNA catabolic process. The record is from RefSeq and is a predicted model, not a curated record. Gene Ontology annotation, molecular function: RNA binding; 3'-5'-RNA exonuclease activity. Bases 1 to 3708 code for a protein of 1235 amino acids. Gene Ontology annotation, cellular component: P-body; exosome (RNase complex).
AUGGACCACGAAACUCUGGAACAACAAACGGCUCCAGAGAGUACUCGAGGUCUUUUUGACCCACCUGAAAUUGUUCCUUUGAGACCUUCAUCUUCAACGAAUCGUGCCGAUAAACGUCGAUCGCUUCAAGUAUUUGGUCAGCUGGAUAACAACAACAACCGUUCAUCUGGAAGCAAGCAGCAAAAUCGCAAUAGCCGUGGUGGGCGUGGUCAUCAACGUAGCAAGUCCGCUUCGAUCGCUGUAUCCAAUCAUGAUGGCAAUCGUCGGAAUACUAACUUUGGGUUACAUACCCUUGCGGAGGAAGAUGAUGGUGCACAAGGUCUCAGGAACCAACAACAACGCAAUGGUGCUGCUGCUGGUGAUGAUGCUGUCACUGUGGAUUCAUUGCAAACGAUGAUCAACACCCUCAAAACACUCCCCCGAGAACCGACACCUAGCACAAGUACGAGCAGCAAUAGCAAAAGGAAUAGUCGCCGCUCCAGCAGUUAUUUUGGACCACCUUCUGCUGCAGCAUCAGCAAACCAGGGUAAUGGCGAUGACCGACGUGUAUCACAAAAUGGGAACAACAGACGCAGUAUUGAUAUCCAAUCCUUAUUACCAAUUCCCGGUGCUCCAGGCUCAAAAUCGGAUCGUCGUAGAAGCAGCAUGAUGAUGCGAUCACUUUCAGCAUCCAAUGAGCAACAACAAGAGGAUGAGAAUGAGGAUACAUUGCUAUCUCGUGAGGCAGCUAGAGCUGAAGCAGAAGCCAAGCUUAUGGGCACCUUCAAAAAACCGGAUACAUCCAUGUCAACCCCCUCUUCUCGAAGACAAUCAGCACGUAGCUCCAUGUCCAGUGACCUUUUACGUUCUCUCAGCCGUCGCUAUUCCGAAGCCCCUGAGCUUAAUCAUGGUGCCGAUUCCAAGCGUGUAUCAUUGCAACUCCCCACAGUGUCCGAGAACGGAUCCGGAAGUAAUGGCCGUGCGAAUCGUCGUAUCACGUUCAACAAGCCCCUGAAUUUGGGUGAGGAUACUAACAAGAUUACACACCGAUCAUCACGCAACUUUGACAAUGAUUGGAGACCAAGUGUAUCUUCUCCCGCAUUGCCUUAUUCACCUCGUUCAUCCACCUAUCGCAACUCUUUCAACCUUGUGCCGUUUACGCCCACUCGUGUCAACUUUUCUCGAGAUGAUGCCAAUCCUCAUCAGCGACGUCCUUUGUUUAUUGCCCAUUUGCCUUUCUCAGCACUUACACCACUCUUUCGUGCACGUCAACUGGUUCGUGGCAUGUUGCGUGUCAACAAGCGUAAUCGAAGUGAUGCGUAUGUGGCCUGUGAUGAAUUGGAUGCCGAUAUCUAUGUAUGUGGCUCGCGUGACAGAAAUCGUGCCCUCGAAGGUGACGUGGUUGCCAUUCGUUUGGUGGAUGUGGAAAAGGUCUUGCGUGAAAAACGUGAAAAGGAGGAAGCCAAGCUCGCUCGUAACGGUGGCAAAGUCAAAGUGCGUUUACCUGAUGAAGAGGAUGAGAACGAGAUCAUUUUCGGUGGUGAUGAUGAUGUCGACACUGUCAAACCCAAAUAUUGUGGUGUCGUUGUUGCUAUUCUUGAACGUGCACAAAAUCAGGUGUUCUCUGGCACAUUAACACUCAUGCGUCCUAACAACAAGCGUGCCCAAGAAGAAAAGGCGGCUGAAGAAGCACAAAAGGCUGAGACGGGUCAAAAGCCUACCAAGGAAGCACCUAGGAUUGUAUGGUUCAAGGCCACCGAUAAGCGUGUACCUUUGAUUGCUAUUCCUAUUGAGCAAGCCCCAGCCGAUUUUGUCGAGAACAAUGAUGCCUAUACUAACAAGCUGUUUGUGGGCUCCAUUAAGCGUUGGCCUAUCACAUCGCUUCAUCCUUUCGGUACAUUGGAACGCGAACUUGGUGCCAUUGCCGAUCUCGAUGUUCAAACACAAGCUAUCCUGGCAGACAACAAUGUCACAGACACUGAUUUCCCCGAAGCUGUUAUGGGAUGCUUGCCUUCAUUACCCUAUACCAUGGAUGAGGAGGCGAUUACAAACAGACGUGAUAUGCAGAAUGUGCGUGUGUUUACACUUGCCGAUGCUGGUGCUGAAGUUAUCGACAAUGCCCUUUCGAUUCAAAAGUUGGGCGAUGAUACCUAUGAAGUGGGUGUGCACGUUAGUGAUGUUACGCACUUUAUCAAGGCACAUUCUCCAAUGGAUAAGGAGGCCCGUGCACGUGCGAUUCGCGUGGAAUUGAUUCACAAGGCAGUGCCCAUUUUGCCAAAGGAGUUGACUGAGCAAGUGACCAACCUGGUACCCAAUGAGCCAAGACUUGCGUUUUCAGUUGUUUGGAAGCUCAGCUCGGCAGGCAAGAUUUUGGAUACGUGGUUUGGCAAAACUAUUGUCAAGUCACACGCCCAAUUCACAUUGGAUGAUGCUCAAAAGGCUUUGAACGAUGAAUUGACCUCUGACAUUGUUGCUGACAAGGAACUUCAAGAUGCUCUUGUUCAAGAUCUACGUACUUUGCAUGGAAUUGCCAAUGAGUUGCAUGAUUCACGUUCUAAGGAUGGCAUCAUGACCCAAAUGCGUGAUGAGCUUAAGUUUGGUUUCGAUGACAACAACGAUCCAUCAUCCAUUGUCACCAAGGCUAAGAAGCCCGCUUUGAAGAUCUUGAAGGAGUUCUUGUUGCUUGCAAAUCAAUGCGUUGCCCAAAAGAUCUCGAGCCAGUUCCCAGAACAAGCUUUGCUUCGUCGUCAUGCACCACCUAAGGAACGCCGAAUCCGCGAACUUGAAGACUAUGUGAGACAACACAUUGGCGUGGAUAUGGAUGUGUCUAGUGCUGGCAGCAUUGAGCGCUCGAUUGAAGCCAUUGAAGACCCCCAUGUUCGCAAGAUGGUCUCUGUCAUUGUUCUCAAGACAAUGCAACCACCCCGCUACUUUUGUACCGGCACCCUUGAUAUUCUCAAGUAUUCGCACUAUGCUCUCAAUGUUCCCUUGUUCACCCAUUUUACAUCACCAUCGACUCGUUUCGCUGACAUUAUCAGCCACCGACAACUCGAGACAGCUCUUACUGGUGAAAAGCGCUUUUACCUUGAUCGUGACACUGUUCAAAAAUUGGCACAGCAUUGCAAUGUCAAAAAGGAAGCUGCAUUGUAUGCACGUGAACAAAGCAGCAUGUUGUUUAUGGCGUCGUAUCUUAGCAAGCGUGGUAUUCGUCCUGCUGAUGCCAGCCAUAUCACUGUUGUUCGCCGCGAAGCGCUUGUGGUGGCUGCAUUUGAGCAAUACUUUGAUGUGAUGAUCCCCGAACUCAAUUUGGAACGACGUAUUCAUCUCGCAAACUUGCCAGUGUGGCGUUCUGAAUAUGAUCAAGAGACACGCUCGCUUACCAUGUAUUGGACCAAAGGCGUGGACACCAAGACUGGCAAGCAACGUGCAUGGUCCAUGUCGGAUGAUGAAGAGGAUGAUAUGGAUGAAGAGGCUCUUUUGGAAGAAAUGCAUAAUGGAAAACCACCAAGUCCUCCACCUUCCUCCUUCGUGCAACCAGAACCCACCACCUCUACACAAAACAAACGUGCUUCCAUGGUCCUUGCUCGCUUGUCAGAAAGUACCAAUUACAGCACCGACCUUGGAACCCAAACCAUCAAGGCCUUGGAUAAGAUCCAGGUUUUGAUCACGGUGGAAAUGAUCAAAACGCCUCCUUUGAUUCGUGUUUUGGGUGCCAACCCAUACGCGUAA